Molecule: messenger RNA, 1080 nt
Organism: Venustampulla echinocandica
Lineage: Eukaryota; Fungi; Ascomycota; Leotiomycetes; Helotiales; Pleuroascaceae
Exons: 4
Coding region: 1-1080 (359 amino acids)
Source: RefSeq, a predicted model, not a curated record
AUGUUUGUGCCUCUGUUGGCAAUCAUUGCCUUACAGUACCAGAUAGUGACAGCUACGGAAGUCUCAGUUACGGUACCUCCUGAGGCGCUUGUCACUCCUGGUCCGAAACUCUACAAUCGCGCGUCUUUGUCGUUAGGUGACCCUCGGUUUCUCGGCUGGCAGGUUGAUGGCGGAACCGUCUAUCAGCGAACUUGCGCCAGUGGAUACACGUAUUCCGUUAGCUCACCAUAUUUCGCAUGUUGUAACACUGCCGCGACAACAUGCUCUUUCGUGAACAACUGUAAUGGCUUCUAUACUGCAGUUUAUGCUAGCUCUUCGCUCAGCUGUUCCGACUAUUGCAUCACGGGAAGGAUAUUUGCUUCCGUCAGCGAUGAAUCACCUUUGACGUAUUUGGGAUGCGGGAGCAGCAACUAUUGGGCCGUGCAGAGUAAAGAUUCGUCCGGUAUAAUGGACUGGACUCCUGGAGCUCCUUCAGUAGUAACUCAAACACUCGUCAAAACUACACAAGCAGCAAAAUCUACCUCGACUACACCGGAAUCCACACCCACAUCCACAUCCACAUCCACACCAGGCGCAUCCCCGGCUACCACAGGUCCAUCGUCCCAGACUACCACCCCAGUGCUACCUGAACCAGCCAAAUCUUCAAAUAACGGGGCCAUCAUCGGCGGUGCUGUCGGUGGAUGUGCUGUCGCCAUCGGGCUCAUCGUCCUUGGAGUCCUCUUAUUCCUUCGUCGCCGGAAGAACAACGCUCAACCACCACCACCACCAGCUAUGGGAUCUCCAAUGGCCCAGCAACCAUAUCCCGCUCAAUUCCCGCCCGGAGAUAUGAGACCCAACUCAUACAUGCCUCCCAAUUCGCCGCCGCCGCCUUGGGAUGCAGCGCAUGGUCCACCACCACAAGGGGGAUAUUUCGCACCAGGUCAAAAACCACCCGGACAGCCUUACCAGUACGAAGCUGUUCCCAGUAACGCGCCUGGCGAGCACCCCCCACACCUGUAUCCACAGGGCGUGGCCGAAGUGCAGGGCGUGCCAACUCCACACGCUGUUGAGUUGCACGGAGCAUCGAUGCAACACCCUUGA